This is a messenger RNA of Aspergillus puulaauensis, 3780 nucleotides long. RefSeq lists its product as uncharacterized. The record is from RefSeq and is a predicted model, not a curated record. The coding region runs from base 1 to 3780 and encodes 1259 amino acids. Lineage: Eukaryota; Fungi; Ascomycota; Eurotiomycetes; Eurotiales; Aspergillaceae. The transcript has 4 exons.
AUGGACGCCUACCCCCAACCCUAUGUCGCCAAUAACUUCCCAUUUAUCCUGCUUUGUGGCCUCGAGGCCGAUGACACCCACGUGGAAUCGCACACAAAUGAUUCACCAUCUCCGUAUCCGCUUCUGAAAGAGAACGGCAUUCUAAUAGAGUCCGAUUUCCCGCCAUUGGAGGGGGGAGUUGCGGAGGAAUUGCGGGAUGUAUUCCUUGCUGAAGAUGCGUCGCGAAGCCCUCAGGACGAUGUUUCUGGAGAAAGACCCGGGGUCGAAUAUAAAAUAAAGUCUGUUGGACGGAAUUACAGACUCCCUCCGCGCAAGGCGAACCCUCCCCCUAAAUCUCCACCCAUGAGUCCGACGGCUAGUCAAGACCAUAGCGGACACCAUAGAUCUUCCCUUAUCCUUCAUUCACCUAUAUCCCCGUUGACACCCAGCUCCCCAACGUUUCCUGACGGCAUAAUGACACCUCUGUGGGCUGCAAAACACCAGGAGCUGGUUCCGGCUGCAGUGAUAAACUUCUUCCCGUUUUGCCUUGAUUCAACCAUGAGCUCUUUGCGUGAUAAUCAACUGAAGAUAGAAAUAAACAGCCUGAGAAAAGAGUGGUCCACCUCUGGCUACAAGACCCGCUUCGUUGUCGUUCUUCUGCCAGAGGAAACUAACGCUGAUGACCUGGGAGAUGUCGACGAGCGGAUCAUGGGGAUUCGGCGAGCAACCAAUUUAGAGCAAAAAUCGAUAUUCAUUCUUCCACCCGACGUGAGCUCCGAGGAGCUGAGAGAAUUCACAAAGUCUCUACUCUCCCUUUUACAGCCCUCGUUGAUGGAAUAUUAUCGGGAUCUAUCCAAACACGCUCGGAGAAAAAGAAAUAGGGGCAGUAUACCACCCCCAACAGCCCCGCCAACGAGUGGAACCUCUCAAACAUUGUCGCUUCAAGGAUGGAAUACGCGGUACGAAUUCAAGAUGGGGAUAUUUGCGGAAUUUAGGCAGGAAAUAGAUGCGGCCCUUAAAAAUUACGAGAGUGCAUACGAUACCCUGUUUGGGGAAGAGGUUUUUGAAAACAUCGCUGGCUGGGAUCCGAAGUUUAAUGAUGCCCGACUGUUAGCGGACACCCUUGCCAUACGCAUAAUUCGUUGCCUACUACAUACCGGAUAUACGACUUCUGCGGUACGAGCAUGGGUAUAUCACCGGAGUCGCAUACAGGACAUUGUGAACAGGCGAGGGAAGGGGACGAGGAACUACGGCUGGGAAGCUUGGGAAGCUAGGUGGUCACUGGUGAUGGCUCAGCUCAUUCAUCAAGCUCAGAUUCCACAGUUGACAUCUGUUGGAAUUUCCCAGGAUCAGUAUAAUGAGCACAACUCGAUAUUCGUCCCGCACGAAAAGCCGCAUCCUCCUGGGAAUGAAAUCGCACCGUGGGAACAGCUUCACCACGAAGGAUACUGGUUAUAUCGUUCAGCAAAACAUACCGUGUACCGGCGAGCCUUGGCGGAGAAUAUCCCUCCGGAAGAUCGGAUACCACCAGGACAGGCUCCUGCAUCUCAGAUAGCUAACAAGGCUUACCUUUAUGACACAUAUCUUGCACCAGAAUCUCACGUUGAAGCUUCGCAGACCGGAACUGGUGGGUUUGACCAUUCAUCAUUGAUAUUGGAUGCUCUCAAGGCGGCACUGGCCGAAUUCUCAAAAAGAAAUCAAGUACGAAUGACAGAGAGUCUUAGUCUGGAGAUCGCAGAGGAGUACAUGCGUAUGAACUCGUGGGUAGAGGCUUACGAAACUCUCCGUCCGCUUUGGUCGGCCCUUACUUGGCGGCAUUCUGGAUGGUGGUAUCUUAUGGAGAAGUUUGCCUGGGCCUUGAGAGAAUGUGCGCUGCGAGUCAAAGAUAGUGAAACCGUCUUAAGGGUUGAUUGGGAAUUGAUAAACUGGGCGCUCCCGCCGCGGCCUAACUGGCAUUACGAUAUUCACCGAAGUCUGGAAGACCUCCCGUCAGAAAAGCCAAAGCCAUCUAUUGUGGUUAAAGCGGAGGAUAUUGUCUCGAGCGUCAUCGCAACCUUUGUCUUCCAGAAAGCCGAAGGCAAUGUUGGUGAACCCUUACAAGGCCAGCUUGUACUGAGGUCCUGUGCCCAGAAGUCGUCGGCCCCCAUUCGCUUUGCGGUACUUAAACUCGCUUUUGAGGGCUGCCUUCGUCCAAUGCGGUUACAUUCGGAUCAGAAUACAGAUACAGACACCGUUACUCCAUGCAUUAUAUCAUCACCUUCACUGCGCGAUCCGAGCGCUACUUCUGAUUCAUCUGUUCUUCAGUCACCCACAAGUGGGCUGACUGCGCUUACUGGGAUCGCGGACCUUACUAUCGGGCCUUCCCAAACGAAAGUGUAUAAUUUGACAUCUAUCCCUCGGGAAGCAGGAGAAUCUCGGGUGGCUUCAGUGGCUCUACUGGUUGCGGAAGAGGCAUUUGAGCUCACGUGUGCUAUCACGGAUCUGACUCAACAAGAAUCAUCCUGGUGGCAGGAAACGGCAAAGGGGCCAACUCGUAGGCGGGUUGGCAAGGGCCGUGAUAUUAACCGCUGCAAGAUCCUACCGAAACCGCCUAAGAUUCGACUAACAGUUCCAAACAUUAAGAACGUUUAUUAUACGAAUGAACAUAUUGUCCUCAACCUUCUGAUCGAUAAUGGGGAAGAUGAGGCUGCCGAUGUUAUUGCUGAGACCAGAUUAUUCGGCAGCCCUGAUUCUUCAGCUAAGAUUUCGUGGCUCGAUGAGGAUACCUCUUCUAAAUCUGGAUCUAAUACACCGGUAGAAGAAGCAUCUCACUUUGUCAAGCGGUCGAUUGGGACCGUACAACCCUUUUCCCAACGUGAACUACCGGUUGUUCUUUCUAAUACCGAGAGCAGCUUUGAAUAUGAGCUCGAGGUGUCCGCCGUGUACAAUCUCGUCUCUGACGUCCAAACUCCCAUAAUCGCUACUACACGGUUAACCGUGCCCAUAAUUCGACCAUUCGAGGCAAAUUAUGAGUUCCUGCCUCGACUUAGUCCGCUGCCAUGGCCGGACUUUUUCGCGGUUGCUGAUGACUUGAUCAGAUCUCAGCAGGACUCGAAGCCGGGAGGGCUGCAGCAAAGGUGGUGCCUUGACACAAAGGUCGUUUCUUUUGCCCGUGAGCCGCUGGCUAUCGAGAAAAUGUCUGUUGUCGUGUUGAGCCUCAACGGUGGUGCUUCCUCUGAAAUCGGAUUUGAAGCAGUCGUCAGUCCGGACGAGUUAGUGAUUCGUCCUGAAGAGCUUCGCCACUCCAAUUUCAUCUUGGAUAUCCGGAAGCUUGUUUUGGGUGACCGGCGGCCCACCGCACUUAACCUCGCUCUAGAAAUCCAAUGGCGAAGAAGUGAAAGUGGCUCGUCUCCUGCAAGUGGCGACCUAACAGUAACUACACUCGAAAUACCGCGGUUUGUGAUACCAGCUGGUGAACCCCGCGUACUCGCCUCUGCCAUUCCAUCACAUAAGCUUUCUGGGCUGAUACACAUGGAGUACACCUUGGAAAACCCGUCACUGCACUUCCUUACAUUCAACCUGACCAUGGAGGCUAGUGAGCAUUUUGCCUUCAGUGGCCCAAAGACAAUGGUCGUCCAGCUAGCGCCUGUGAGCCGACACACCAUCUGUUAUAAUUUGUUGGCUUCCAAAAGAGGCUUAUGGAUCCAACCACAACUCCUCGUUGUAGAUACAUAUUUCAAUAAGUCUCUACGGGUGCUCCCGACGGAAGACAUGCGGUCAGAUAAAAAGGGAAUCCUGAUAUGGGUUGAUGCCGAGGAUUAA